GGCCGGGCAGACGGGUCAGUUUUGAUUCAGCAAUCACAGCGACCAGACGCGAGCGACAACGCGAAGUCUAGCGACUUUCUCUGUUCGUGACAGCGAGCUUUAAGUGCGAAGUGCAGUUUUUCUCCGAGUUUUGUGAACGAGUAUCUCAGCAUCAAAAUGCCAGCAGUGGGAAUCGACUUGGGCACCACCUACUCCUGCGUGGGCGUGUGGCAGCAGGGCAAGGUGGAGAUCAUCGCCAACGACCAGGGCAACCGCACCACCCCUAGCUAUGUGGCCUUCACCGACACCGAGAGGCUGAUCGGCGACGCGGCCAAGAACCAGACCGCCAUGAACCCCAAGGACACCGUGUUCGACGCCAAGCGACUCAUCGGGCGGCGCUUCGACGACCCCAAGAUCCAGGCUGACAUCAAGCAGUGGCCCUUCAGCGUCAUCAGCGACAGCGGCAAGCCCAAGAUCCAGGUUACAUUCAAGGGUGAGCGCAAGGUGUUCUCCCCGGAGGAGAUCAGCUCCAUGGUGCUGACGAAGAUGAAGGAGACGGCCGAGGCGUACCUGGGCAGCACGGUCCGGGACGCGGUGGUCACCGUGCCCGCCUACUUCAACGACAGCCAGCGCCAGGCCACCAAGGACGCGGGCGUCAUCGCGGGGCUCAACGUCAUGAGGAUCAUCAACGAGCCCACGGCCGCGGCGCUGGCCUACGGCCUGGACAAGAACCUCAAGGGCGAGCGCAACGUGCUCAUCUUCGACCUGGGCGGCGGUACCUUCGACGUGUCGGUGCUCUCCAUCGACGAGGGCUCCCUGUUCGAGGUCAAGUCGACGGCCGGAGACACGCACCUGGGCGGCGAGGACUUUGACAGCCGGCUGGAGUUCAAGCGCAAGUACAAGAAGGACGUGACGAGCAACCCCCGCGCCCUGCGUCGCCUGCGCACCGCGGCGGAGCGCGCCAAGCGCACGCUGUCGUCCAGCACCGAGGCCAACAUCGAGAUCGACGCGCUGUACGAGGGCAUCGACUUCUACACCAAGGUGUCCCGGGCCCGCUUCGAGGAGCUGUGCGCCGACCUGUUCCGCGCCACGCUCACCCCGGUCGAGCGCGCGCUGCAGGACGCCAAGAUGAGCAAGAGCGACAUCCACGACGUGGUCCUGGUGGGCGGCUCCACGCGCAUCCCCAAGGUCCAGAGCCUGCUGCAGAACUUCUUCUGCGGCAAGUCCCUCAACCUGUCCAUCAACCCAGACGAGGCCGUGGCGUACGGCGCGGCCGUGCAGGCCGCCAUCCUGUCCGGCGACCAGAGCGAGGCCAUCCAGGACGUGCUGCUGGUGGACGUGGCGCCGCUGUCGCUCGGCAUCGAGACGGCGGGCGGCGUCAUGACCAAGAUCAUCGAGCGCAACAGCCGCAUCCCGUGCAAGCAGACGCAGACCUUCUCCACGUACGCCGACAACCAGCCGGCCGUCACCAUCCAGGUGUUCGAGGGCGAGCGCGCCAUGACCAAGGACAACAACCGCCUGGGCACCUUCGACCUGACGGGCAUCCCGCCCGCGCCGCGCGGUGUCCCCAAGAUCGAGGUCACCUUUGACCUGGACGCCAACGGCAUCCUCAACGUCGCCGCCAAGGACACGAGCUCGGGCCGCUCCCAGAACAUCACCAUCAAGAACGACAAGGGCCGCCUCUCGGCCGACGAGAUCCAGCGCAUGGUGGACGAGGCUGAGCGGUACAAGGCCGAGGACGACCAACAGCGCGACCGCGUCGCAGCGCGCAACCAGCUGGAGGGCUACGUGUUCAGCAUCAAGCAGGCCAUCGACGAGGCCGGCGACAAGCUCCCGGAGCAGGACAAGACCAGGGCGCGCGAGGAGUGCGAGGCGACGCUGCGCUGGCUGGACAGCAACACCCUGGCCGACAAGGAGGAGUACGAGCACCGCCUCAAGGAGCUGCAGCAGAAGGUGCAGGAGGUCAUGGUGCGCCUGCACUCGGGCGGCCCGGGCGCGUCGCAGCCCCAGGCACCCCAGGGCUGCGGGCAGCAGGCUGGCAGGCACAACGGCCCCACCGUCGAGGAGGUCGACUAAAUCAACCCAGUCAUUAGGGUGAUAAAGACUUUUGAGAAAGUGGGAUUUUAGUGUUAAUGAUGUGUGAACAUGUUUAGUUGCAGCAUUUCUUUAAAUCCAAAGAGGUGUAUGUGUGAGUGUGUGAGUGUGUUACUACAUAAGGUGCUUAUCUUAUUUAUUGUUUUUGCAUUUGCUAUGUUGACUGAUUAAUUGUUAAUGUAAAUCUAGUUUGCGGCUAUUACACAUGUACACUUGAUGUAAUAGUUUUGUUUCCUGUGGAACCGUUAUAUGUUGCAAGCAGAAAACUGUGUUGGAAAUAAUUAUUUCAAUCAAUAAAUUAUUUUAUAUAUUUUUUUAAA
Molecule: messenger RNA, 2393 nt
Organism: Frankliniella occidentalis (western flower thrips)
Lineage: Eukaryota; Metazoa; Arthropoda; Insecta; Thysanoptera; Thripidae
Product: heat shock protein 68-like
Biological process (GO): cellular response to unfolded protein; protein refolding
Cellular component (GO): cytoplasm
Molecular function (GO): misfolded protein binding; ATP binding; ATP hydrolysis activity
Source: RefSeq, a predicted model, not a curated record